Tigriopus californicus is the source of this 1086-nucleotide messenger RNA. RefSeq names its product dihydropteridine reductase-like (gene Dhpr). Gene Ontology annotation, cellular component: cytoplasm. NCBI's taxonomy places the organism in Eukaryota, Metazoa, Arthropoda, Copepoda, Harpacticoida, Harpacticidae. Gene Ontology annotation, molecular function: NADPH binding; 6,7-dihydropteridine reductase activity; NADH binding. The coding region runs from base 239 to 940 and encodes 233 amino acids. Gene Ontology annotation, biological process: L-phenylalanine catabolic process; tetrahydrobiopterin biosynthetic process. The transcript has 4 exons. The record is from RefSeq and is a predicted model, not a curated record.
UGCCGUUGAAAUUAGCAUGCCGUCUCUGCACACAACAAACGUCGUCGAGUGUCCAAUUUUAUCUCGAUUGUUCAUCUCAUUUGCCCUGGUUUCGUGUGGUCAACCAAAGUUCUAGGGGUAAAAUUACUAGAGCUUCGAGCAGAACCUGUUCUUCCACCAUUUGCAACAGUCGUUUAUUUUUCCCCGGAGCGGUUUAGCUUCAACCAAGAAUUAGCUGGAGUUCGUAAAGCGUGACGAGAUGCAACGAGCAAUCAUUUAUGGAGGUCGAGGAGGCUUGGGCACGGUCUUGGUGAGCCAUUUCAAGGCCAAAGGCUGGUGGAUCUGUUCGGUGGAUCUCCAACCAAAUGAGGAGGCCAACGAGAACGUCUUGGUGGAUCCCAAGUUAGAUUGGGUCCUUCAAGACGCCUUGGUCUUGACAGAAAUGGAGAAGAAGGUCGGGACCGAGAAAGUGGACGCGAUUAUCAACAUGGCUGGCGGUUGGGCCGGGGGUGCCGCAGAUAGCAAGGAUUUCAUCCCCAAUUGCGAUCUCAUGUGGAAACAAUCCGUUUGGAGCUCCACCAUCGCCGCUUCUCUUGCCUCCAAAUAUCUCAAAGCCGGUGGUCUUGUCCUUCUUCCCGGGGCCAAACCCGCUUUGGCUGGAACUCCAGGAAUGAUUGGUUAUGGAAUGGCCAAGGCAGCCGUCCAUCAAUUGGUCAAGUCUUUGGCUUGUGAAAAAUCCGGCCUGCCCGCCGAUUCCUGUACCCUGGCACUCCUCCCUAUCACGUUGGAUACGCCCAUGAACCGAAAAUGGAUGCCCAAGGCGGAUCACUCCACUUGGACCAGUUUGGACUACGUGGCCGAAUUAGCCCUCAAAUGGUCGACUGGAUUAGACCGGCCCUCUAGCGGGAGUCUGGUUCAACUUGUGACCGCGGGCGGAGCCACUUCCCUUAUUUGCGAAUAGAGGAAGGGCGCUCCAAUUUUUCUAUGCUUUCAAAACAUUAUCUCGGAAACACUGACCAAUGGCUUUGAUGUUUGAACUAAUCUUAAGGGUUAAAUCGAUGUUCUUGAUGUCUUAGCCUUAAGGAAAUAAAUCAAUACUAUUCCAUA